UCAGUUGGCGUACGAUAACAAUAAACAACCCUGAAACAAGAGACAGACACCGACACAACCCGCGGCUCCACUUCGACACAAAACUGAAGUAAAUAUGAGCUGAGACGGACACAACCGGAGGAGAAACGUCUCGUCAAUAACAGCAGUGUUGUCGGUGCUGACAAAGGACUUUAUAUUUUUCUGUGUGCAGACUCGAGCCGUCCUCUCCUUCCUUAGCCCUGUAGCUAGCUGUGGCUCAUUCCUGCUUGUUUCUGCACACUGUGUGUUAGUCUGUUAUGCAGUUAUCAGCGGACUGUCGUCGCACUCGCUCUCCUCCGCCGACACUUCGCCCCCUCUCCCCGCUCACUCUGGCCCCAUGUCUCGCUGGCUCUUCCCCUGGCCAGGCUCAAUCAAGAAGCGGGCCUGUCGGUACCUCCUGCAGCACUACCUCGGCCACUUUCUGCAGGAGAGACUGAGCCUGGACCAGCUGGGCUUGGACCUGUACAACGGCAGCGGUGUCAUCAAGGAGAUCAACCUCGAUGUGUGGGCGGUGAAUGAGCUCCUGGAGACUCUUGGGGCUCCUCUGGAGAUAGCGGAUGGCUUUGUGAGCAGCAUAGCAGUGACCAUCCCCUGGCAAGCUCUCCUGACGGACCACUGCACCUUAGAAGUUUCUGGUCUUCAGAUAACAUGUCGACCCAAGUACCGAACCAGUGGGGGUUGGGACUCCCAAGGCUGGUCGUCAAGCAUGACCUCCAGCAUGCAGCUGGCUCAGGAGUGCCUGAAGGACCCCCCUGAGGCGUCCGAGGAGCCGCCUGCCCAGCUGGAGGGGCUUGAGAUGUUUGCACAAACCAUUGAGACAGUCCUUCGUCGUAUCAAAGUCACCUUCAUAGACACUAUCGUUCGCAUCGAGCACCAGCCCCUGGACCUGGAAACAGGCGUUGCCUUAGAGGUGCACAUCAAACGGCUGGAGUACUUUGACGAGGCAGUGCGAGAUCCAGCCAGCCAGACUGCCGUGCCUGUUGACAUCCACCAGCCGCCCGCCUUCCUUCACAAGAUCCUCCAGCUGAGCGCCGUUAAGCUGUUCUACGACAGCACCGGCACAGCGCAGGGUCCUCACAAGGAGGAACAUCCUGCAUCAGCCAUGGCAAGUGAAGAAGAAGAAGAAGAUGAAGAGGAGGAGGAUGAGGAAGAGGAGGAGGAUGAAGAGGAGGAGGAGGAAAAGGAACAACAAGAAGAUGCUGAGGAGGAAGAGGAUGAAGAGUCGAAGCCCUUGACAUCCCCUCCCUGUCCUCCAUCUCAGCCACUGCUCAUAGGAAGCUGCUCCGGUUUCAUUGAGACCACCGUCAAGAUCAAACAGAACGACAUGCUUCCUGGACCAAAGUUGGAGUUGGAUGGGAAGGUGGGCUGUGUCCACAUGCUGCUGUCUCCAGAUCAAAUAACCCAUCUGACAGACCUGCUGGCGGCUCUCUGCAUAGACACUGACACAGAGACUAAGUGUGGCGGAGCACUCAGUCGUCCGUUGGACUCAGACGACCUGCGUUUGAUAGAGGACGACCUCAGUAAGCAGCUGGGCUCCAGUCCCAGAGAGAUGGAAUGGGAAACUGAGCACGACCUGGAGCCCUUCAUCACCGGCCUCGAGAACGGAGAUAUGUUUUUCUCAAUGGGUCCUGUUGGAAUGACCAGUAGCGGGAUGUCUAUGCGCUCCGGCAGCGAGUUGUCGGACAGUGAUAUGGAGUCCUCCACACACAGUCUGGCCAGCUUCACACAGCCUGCAGCUUUGUCAGCACAGGGCAUGGUGAACUGUCCCAGGAGGCAUCCUGUAGCCGGCAGUCUGUCGAGUCUACCCCAGUCAAGCGGCCGGACCAGAGGACGUUCACACAGCGGCCAGGCAGAGCAGCUGAAGCCUGAUGCUUUGUUGCGUCUGACUCUUGGCGGGCUCACUCUAACCCUCCUGCAGGAGGACCCGCCCUCUAAGCCUGACGGAGCCUCCUCAUUGGCUCAGGUGUCUCAGGUGUUCUUCCGGGAGCUGGCCUUCUUCAAGGACAGCAUGUUUAGUGAGCGAGACUUUCACCAUCUGAGAGACGGUUUUGCCAAGGCCUGUCCACACUCCCACCUCAGAGUGACUGGAGCAGCGGUGCAGGUUGCUGUUGAGAUGCGGAGUGGAAGACACCAUAGUCGGGCCGUGACCUCUGACCUUUCCUUCAGCAGACUGGAACUGUUGGAGUGCCUCUGGGAGGACGGAAAGGCUCAGAACAGUGAGUUGCUUCAGUUCCAGAAAGCUGGUCUGUUCACAAUUGGAGCUGCAGCCAGACCUUGUGCACAGCUACACUACAGCCUCACCGAAAAACACCUGCGGAAAGGUAAACAGCGGGUGGUGCGGCGGGACAGUGUGGUGCAGGUGGAGCUGGCAGAGUUGAGCGCUGAGCUUGACCUGGACAUCCUCAGUCGCCUUGGGAACUUGAGCAGAGCCUUCAGCCACUGUCCCACACAGACUGCUGGACCUGGACUCAUGCAGACCCAGAGCAGCGAGCUUUGCUCCUCCUUCACCCUCCUCUCGCCCCACGCCAUCCUCAGGCUUCGUUUCCCCAUACCUGACCUGCGGCCCCUACCUAAGCGUCGACCUCCUGGCCAGAGAGCAGUGCGGCAGGAGACCCUGGUGCUUGAGCUGAGUCAGCUGGAGCUGAAGCACCAGGAGGCCCCGGACCUCCAGAGCGAGCAAACUGCUCCGGGACAGCCGUGGGCUCCCUGUCUCACCCAGCUGCUGGAGGCCUCCUUCACCGACCUGCAUGGGUCAUACGAGGGCUGGGAGGGCGGCUCUUUCCCCUGUAUCAGAGUAAAGAAGAACCGCGACUCUCUGCCGAGGAUAUCAGUGCGUGUGCGUGGAGGUGAGACUCAGGGCCCGGCUUCAGGUAUGGAUGGGAUGAACCUCGUCAGGGACCUUGGGGCCGCCUUCUUUGAAAGUCACUGUGAAAUCAACGACAAAACCAGCUCCCCGUUCUCCUCCAACCGCACCAUGUUUGAGACAGAGGAGAUGGUGAUUCCAGCCGACCCAGAGGAGAUGCGUCAGUUUCAGGCGCAGAGUGUGGCUCAGUGUCAGUGUGCGGUGGACAUCAACCUGCCGCUGGCUUACAUCCUGCUUCCCAGCAAACAGGCCUUCCAGAGCUUCUACAACAGGAUCAAUAAUGAUCUGUUGAUGUGGGAGCCUCCUCCACCCUCAGCCCAAAACCCCGACCACAGACGCAAUCACCACGACGAAUUCCAGCUCUGCAAAUCCGCCUUUAGGCUAGACUCUGAUUCAGAAGAAGACGAGCCUCACUUCUACUUGGCCAGUGAAUCAUCUGGAAAGACACAACAGUGCUCCCGACCAAACCACAACCUCAGCCUCCUCUCCCUCACUGUGAUUAUCGGCAAAGGUCGCCUCCAAGCCAGAACAGACAAGAAGGAGGACCAGAGUCAUGGAGAAAUUGUGCUCGACCUGGAAGGGGGAAAGAUAUUCAGUGUGGCUCAGCACCAGAACGACCCCAAUCUCAACUUCCUGUGCAUAGAGAGCAGACGAGUGGAGCUCUACCAUCGAGCGGUAGUGAAAGACACCCCCAUCCCACAGCGGUUGGAGAUGCCCAACUUCACUCCCCCGAAGCACUUGGACCCUACCAUCUACCCCACAGAGAUCGGUGUGAGCAGUGUGAGCGGCAAGGAGGGCGAGCUACAGAUGUUGUCAACAGCCAUCAAAAUCACACUGGACCCACAGAGGAGCGUUAAGGAGUUCCUAGUCGCCCUUCGACUUCAAGGUGCGACCAUGCGACAUAACGUGACGCAGACUAAUCACAGCUGGCAUGAGCAGCUGGUUGACUUCCUGGAUGUGAUUGAUGAUCCCAUUCUGGGAUACACAGCACCUGCCGUCAUCACCAUCCUCCACACACACCUCGCUACCUGUGCUGUCGACUACAGACCUCUGUAUCUGCCACUGCGCGUGUUGUUCACAGCAGAGUCCUUCUCUCUGUCUAGUAAUAUCAUUGUAGACACUGCCACCUUCCACCUCAGAUUCAUCUUGGAUGACUCUGCUCUCUACCUCUCUGACAAAUGUGAGACUGACACCGUGGACUUGAGGAGAGACUAUGUGUGUGUUCUGGACAUUGACCUGCUGGAGCUCGCCAUCACCACAUGGAAAGGCAGCAACACAGGCAAGCUGUCUCAGCCUCUCUUUGAGCUCCGUUGCUCCAACAAUGUGGUUCACGUGCAUACCUGUGCAGAUUCCUGCGCUGCCCUGGUUAAUCUGCUGCAGUACCUGGUCUCCCAGGGCGACCUGCACCCCCCACCCCGACACACCUCACCCACUGAAAUCGCUGGCCAGAAAUUACCACUGUCAGAAAGUCCUGGGUCUGUGCUGCCCUGCCCUCCAGCUGAAACCGCUGAGAUCAACCAGUAUGACCUGGCUGAUGCCUUAAUUGACACAGAGAAGAGCCAGCGAGAAGAGAGUUCAAAUCCAGUGUCCAUGCCGAGAGGCUCGCCUGUCUCUGUCUAUUUGUUCCCUGGUGAAGCUUCGAAGCGCAGACCCUCCGUGCUGCAGGGUGAGGACUCUGAGCUCGACGGACUGGUUGCCACAGCAACGGAGGCACAGGCAGAUAUGAUGUCAGAUGAAGGCUCCGAGGGCUCCACCGACAACGAUGACUUUUGCAUCUUGGAGGCUCCCGGGAUGGGCAUUCCUCCCAGGGACGGGGAGCCCGUGGUGACAGUGUUGUCUCAGGACCCCAUCAGGGUGAAGGAGAGUCACUUCUCCAGGCCUCGAGGCAGCUCGGACCUCCUCAGAGCCCCCAGCCGCUUCCCAGUACCCCAGAGCAGGGUGGUGCUGCGGGAGAUCUCUGUGGUCUGGCAUAUCUACGGGGGCAAGGACUUUGGCGGCAAGCCCAUGUCCAUACACUCCCAGCAAACAAACAGAGUCCGUUCGGCCCCCGCUGGUAUUCGUGGGUCCCCGUCUCGCUCCGUCGCUCCUUCUCGUCCCCAGAACUCCUGGCGCUGGGCUGGAGGCAGCGGGCGCCAGCACACACUGCUGAUGGAGAUCCAGCUCACCAAGGUGUCCUUCCAGCACGAGUCCUAUCCAGUGGCAGUAGCGGGGCCGGAUGGGGAGGGGCCGGUGGCGGCCGGGGUCGGUCCGGGUGGCGAGCAUCCUCUCUCCAGGCAGGUGUUCAUUGUACAGGAGCUGGAGGUUCGAGACCGACUGGCCUCCUCACAAAUCAACAAAUUCCUCUACCUCUACACCAGCGAGAGCAUGCCUCGCCGAGCCCACUCCAACAUGCUAACAGUGAAGGCCCUGCAGGUGUGUCCAGAGUCUGGCCUCGGUGGACCCGAGUGCUGUCUUCGAGUCAGCCUGCUGCCUCUACGACUUAACAUCGACCAGGAUGCACUGUUUUUCCUGAAGGACUUUUUCAGCAAUCUAGCUUCCUUUGUUAACCCUUACCUGCCUGUGGACCCUGCAACUGAAGUGAGGGCAGACCCCUCCCAGAAGGCCUCCGAGGAAGCAGAGUCAGCCGCUGGUCUGGGUCCUGAUCUCACAGCUUCUGUGGAAACUACCUUCAGCGAGCAGAGCUCCUCCUCUGCCGGCUCCACCUCUUCUGCCGAUCAGCCAAUCUACUUCCGUGAGUUCCGAUUCACCUCCGAAGUGCCUAUCUGGCUGGACUAUCAAGGCAAACAUGUUGUCAUUGAACAGGGAACGUUUGCAGGAAUUCUGAUCGGUCUGGCCCAAUUAAACUGUUCUGAGUUGAAGCUGAAGAGGCUCUGCUGCAGACACGGUCUCCUCGGUGUGGACAAAGUGAUCCAGUACGCCGUCACAGAGUGGCUGACGGACAUUAGGAAGAAUCAGCUGCCAGGCAUUCUGGGAGGUGUUGGCCCCAUGCACUCAGUUGUCCAGCUGUUUCAUGGAGUGAGGGAUCUGUUCUGGUUGCCCAUAGAGCAAUAUAGGAAGGAUGGACGCAUUAUUCGAGGUCUCCAGAGGGGGGCAGCAUCAUUCGGCACAUCCACAGCUUCAGCUGCUCUGGAGCUCAGCAACAGGCUGGUGCAGGCCAUACAGGCCACAGCAGAGACGGUGUACGACAUCCUGUCUCCAACUCCACCCCUGAACCGCUUCGCCAUUACAGAGGGCCGGGCUCCCUCCAGCCGGCCUCGCAGAGCCGCUCAGCCUGCAGACCUCCGAGAAGGUGUGGCCAAGGCCUACGACACCGUCAGAGAGGGAGUGAUUGACACGGCUCAGACCUUGUGCGAUGUAGCAUCCCGUGGCCACGAACAGAAGGGCCUGCCCGGCGCUGUGGGCGGAGUCCUGCGGCAGAUCCCGCCCACCGUGGUCCGACCUUUAAUAGUGGCCUCUGAAGCCACUUCCAAUCUGCUCGGUGGCAUGCGGAACCAGAUCAAACCAGACGCCCGGAAGGAGGAUUUCCUGAAGUGGCGCACAGAGGAUGGUCAAGAAUGAUGACGACGACAUUUUAUAUUUGUCUGUGUGAUAGAGAGAGUGUGUGUGGUGUGUGUGUGUGUGUGUGUGUGUGUGUGUGUGUGUGUGUGUGUGUGUGUGUGUGUGUGUGUGUGUGUGUGUGAGAGAGUGAGAGAUUCUGAUUUGGGAAAGUCUUAGUUAUGGUAGCGAAUCCAGGGUUUGAAUGUGUAUUUGCAUGUGUGUAUGGACUAAUGAGAGUCGGUGUGCGCUCCAAUGCAAAAACAGAGCAAUGACUAACGACUACUGCAAUUACUGACACCCAGUGUUUUUAUGUGGCUCCAUCAUACAUUGACUUCACCAGAUUUAAUCUUUUCUGUUUUGCAUUCAGCAAGAGCUCUCCUCAUAUUCCUCCCCUCAGUAAUACGCCAGUCUGCAGAAUCUCCUUACUGUCUGUGCAAACAUAUCACUGUCACUCUUCAACUGGCUUCUUUUUCAAUACAACCAAGGAUUAUCACUCUCAAGGUUUUCUGUGAUCAUAAGACACAGAUUGUGGGCACUUCAUCUACUCUAAAUUUUGCUUCUUGAAACAGUUUGUAUUCUUAUUUGAAGUAGUGAUUUCACCUUCUUUCAAGGUCUGGAGAAAAAGUAGGAGCAAGAGGAGGGUGAACUUACCUUCUCUCUUGGUAUUCUAAUCCACCCAUCACUAGCUGCAAACAGGGUACAGUGUGUGAUAAACUGACACCUGAUGUGACUCUUGCUUUUGUCUAUUUGUUGUCCAGUGAAGCUCAUAUUGGAGACUCUGAGAAUAUUUAAAUGAAGUGUCCUUUGCUAACACCCUCCAGAUGGUUUUCAACACAACUUCACAACACCUUGUCAUUGGUUCAGCUUUGGUCCCACUGUGCACCUGCUACUCUCAGCGCUGUUAUUCGUGCCAUAAACCUUGCAGAGUGCCCUUUUUAACUAGUCUGUAUUGCCUUCCUCAAACCUGCACCCUUCAUGCUACUGUACAAGUAUUACACAUUCUGGCUCAUAUGGAUAAAUACCUGACUGAGAACAAGCUUCCUGACUGAAUAGAGAUACAGAUUACACAAAGCCUCUAAACUCUGUCGCGCAUUGGAUUCUUUUGAAGCUUCGCUAAGUUGGACUUCAGACGUCUGUAACUCACAAUAAACUGUCCAGAUGUCAGCCAGUGGUUUCUUCCUACUGCAUUACAGCUCAUUUGUGCUUCUGUUUCCAUGAAGAGUUAGUCUGGGAUCUGAAUUGACUUACUCUGUCUUCAGAAUCACUUUGCCCUCUUCUAUAGUUGCCUUCCUGCAUUUUUUAUGUUUCUUUAUUUGUUUUUUAUUCUGUUAAAACAUUAAGUAUUGUCAUACUCGUUUUCAAAAUUAGAUUUAAGAGGAUGUGAAUCUUGUGGCAACAGAGGAUGAAAGAUCGGGGGUUUUACAUUUUUAUCUUGUUAUCUUUUGUUAAAUAAGUGUAAGGGAUUUGUGUCCCUGUGUGUGUGUGUGUGUGUGUGUGUGUGUGUGUGUGUGUGUGCGUGAGAGAGAGAAUGAGUUUGUGUGCGCGCAUGAUGCAUGUCUGUGAGGGUGACAGGUGGGUGCUUGUUACAUCUCUUGUGUGUGAUUACUAUUUACUAUAUCAUAAACUGUAUGAAUGACCUGUAUAAUACAAAGACGAGGAGUACACAAAAUUAAUACAAAAAAUAAAAAAUUUGAUUAU
Molecule: messenger RNA, 8116 nt
Organism: Anoplopoma fimbria (sablefish)
Lineage: Eukaryota; Metazoa; Chordata; Actinopteri; Perciformes; Anoplopomatidae
Gene: atg2a
Product: autophagy related 2A
Biological process (GO): reticulophagy; piecemeal microautophagy of the nucleus; autophagosome assembly
Cellular component (GO): extrinsic component of membrane; phagophore assembly site
Molecular function (GO): phosphatidylinositol-3-phosphate binding
Source: RefSeq, a predicted model, not a curated record